Entamoeba invadens IP1 is the source of this 774-nucleotide messenger RNA. RefSeq lists its product as hypothetical. The coding region runs from base 1 to 774 and encodes 257 amino acids. The record is from RefSeq and is a predicted model, not a curated record. The transcript has a single exon. Lineage: Eukaryota; Evosea; Mastigamoebida; Endamoebidae.
AUGCCGAAGAGAGGAAAGCCCUCAUCUUCACGGAAGGAUUUUGCGAAGAAGAAAAGUACAAUUGGCCGCCCAGAGUACAAACCCAACUCUCCUAUGGUGAAAUCAAAAGUCCUCAAAAUGCGGGAUCAAGCGAUCGCUGACAUAACCACAGAAAUAUCUGAGGCGCUUCGUGGUGUUGUUUUACCUUCUGAAAAAUCGCGAUCGAAUUGCUUAAAAACUUUAACAAAAUACAUUCGACAACAAGAGUCCGUCCCUGCGAUAUUGGUUACACGAAUGAUCGGACUCUGUUUUCCGUUUGUGACGGACUUGUCUCCAGUUGUCCGUGACGCAGCCGACAAAUUUGUAUUAGGGUACGUCGAAGGGUUUUCUUCGAAGACGACAAAAUUGGUGAGAAAGUACAGUGACUUGUUGUUCACGCAACUUGAAUUGGGGUUGGUGCAUUCGUGGGCUUCUAUUCGAGUCGAAAUUUUGCAGCUCAUCGACAAAAUCAUUGGUAGAGGGAUUGGUGUUCUUUAUAACAAAGAAAUACAAUUAGCAGAGGCGCUUGAAAAGUUCUCUGAGAACUCACUUAGGACGGUGACCGACUUUACACUCAAAGAGACUGCACAAAGAAUGGCAAAGAAGUUGAGAGAAUCGUACGACAAACGUAAACAAGACGAGUUCGAGAGAAACAAGGUGAAGACUGUCAACGUGACGUUUAAACAGGGAGAGUGGUGUGGUGUUGUGUUCGACAACACAUCGUUCUCAAGAGCAUUUGUAAACGAAUGGAUUUGA